Molecule: messenger RNA, 3434 nt
Organism: Myxocyprinus asiaticus (Chinese sucker)
Lineage: Eukaryota; Metazoa; Chordata; Actinopteri; Cypriniformes; Catostomidae
Product: grpE protein homolog 1, mitochondrial-like
Exons: 4
Coding region: 51-704 (217 amino acids)
Biological process (GO): protein import into mitochondrial matrix; protein folding
Cellular component (GO): PAM complex, Tim23 associated import motor
Molecular function (GO): protein-folding chaperone binding; protein homodimerization activity; adenyl-nucleotide exchange factor activity
Source: RefSeq, a predicted model, not a curated record
GUCUCGUCCUCACUUGUGUUUUCUUUCAGCGUGGACAAUUCGCAGUGAAGAUGGCGAACUGGUGUGUACGUGCGGUCAGACAGAGCUAUACUGUUAUAUCAUCCCCUACACUUUUAAGGGCAACCCCACGUCUCCUUUGCACAGCAGCGCAGCAGAAAAGUGCAGGGUCUGGAACUGAAGAGCAGAAUGUGGCUCAGAAACCAGAGCCCAGUGCGGCAGAGAAAGCCUUGACAGAAGAAAAGAUGCAACUGGAAGAACAGCUUAAAGAUGUUACGGAUAGAUACAAGCGGGCGCUGGCAGACACAGAGAACCUUCGGCAACGGAGUCAAAAGAUGAUUGAUGAUGCUAAACUCUAUGGAAUCCAGGGCUUUUGCAAAGAUCUGUUAGAAGUAGCCGACAUCUUGGAGAAGGCGACAGAAAGUGUACCCCAAUCAGAAGUAACAGCUGCAAAUCCUCACCUGAAAAAUCUUUACGAUGGUCUUGUAAUGACUGAGGUACAGAUCCAAAAGGUUUUCAGCAAACAUGGCCUUGUUAAGCUUAACCCUGAUGGUCAGAAAUUUGAUCCUUAUGAGCAUGAGGCAGUCUUUCAUGCACCUGUGGAGGGCAAGGAGCCAGGCACCAUAGCCCUAGUCACCAAAGUGGGCUACAAGCUGCAUGGGCGCACCCUACGGCCAGCUCUGGUGGGUGUGGUCAAAGCCCCCUAACUGGUUGUGAUGGGUUAUUGCCUGAAAAACAGAUGAGCUCUUGCUAGUUAGCUGGUCACCAAGUUCCAUCUCUUUUGCUAAAGGUGCCUCUGAGAGGCAAAAUCUUUAGUUGUCAAUCCUUCAGGACAAUGCCAGACUAAUCAAGCUGAAGUUAUGUAAUUAGAAUUAUAAAUAAAAAACAACAGUUCUUGUGAAUAUUUUAAGAGCUUAGUAAGUGUGUGUGUGUGAGUGGUAGAAGAUACAAUGAAUCUUUGAUUAGCUGCAGCAAUUUUCUUUGGUGGAUCAGCAUCAUUCCAGGGGCUCUUGUGAUUUAAAUUCUAUACACUUGCCCAGAACAAACGCUGCUGCUUAUUACACAGUGUAUUGAACGCUGUUACCCAUUAUACUUACUUGCUCUUAAAAAUAAAUACUAAAAACAAACAGUUCAUCAUGUACUGUAAUCUAUGGAUUCAGUCAACAGAUUCCAGAUGUUUAAUUUUGUUUUGUUUUUUUGUUAUGUUCAGACUUACUGCAACAUUUUAUCCAAAUAUGUGUAUAAUUUUGUCAUUUGUGAACCAGCAGCCGGACUUGCGCCCAAAAUUUUAUUCUGCUCAGACCUGAUAAAAUAUUUGAUGUUGUAGAGUUCACGUAAGCACACCCUAAUCAUCAAAAAUUCUGAAUAUCUUCUGACAGCCCUAAAGUAAAAAUAAAUUCAGUGAAGAGUUGGAGAGAGGUAGGGUGGCCUUGUGCUGUAUGAAGUUAUGUGAAAAGGUGUUUGUUAUAUGAAUGCACUGAUUGUGAUCUAACAAAAAUAUGAACAUUACAUUUUGAGGUGAAGUAUUAUUUUACACCCGGAUUCAGUUUGUCUGUCUGCAUAAGCAAGCAGACUCUUUCCAAUAAAGCUGUAUCUCUUUUCAAAUAUAGUGCUGUCAUUAUUAGACCUUCCAUAUGUCUCUUCAUAUUUUCAUAAAACCAUGUACAAACAAAUGGACAAGAAAAAUUAUAUUUCAACACUUUAAUACAAAGUAAGAAAGAACAUGACAUAUUCAAUAAAAUACAUCUUUCCACAUAUGCAAGUUCAACAUUUUGACAAAUAUGAGCCUUUCAGAAUGGACUGUUUUACCAAAGAACAUCCAUGCCACAACCAAGCAGAAAAAAGCCUCGUCAUUUUGUAAAUGUCACAUUGUCAUUAAAAAAUGAUAAAAAUGUUCUUGAGAUAGUGUCUUAUUGUUGUCAUUUUCAAUUACUUUAGAAAAUAAUAACACUCUCUGAAAUAGCACAAUACUUUGCAUGAAUAUUAAAGUGAAAAAAUUUUAACCUUUAAAUUAACAUCUGUAACUUAUUUUCUCAAAAACAGCAAGUGUGCAGUGAGCUUGACAAAACUCUUAAUCUUUAAGAAUGCCAUGGGAAUGGUUUGACCUGUGAUCCUAUUUCUUAUCCAUGAAGCACAAGGAAAGUAUUUGCACCUAGCCUAAGCCUUUCUAAAAAUGUAACACCUCAAUAAUAAUAAAAAAUAAAAAAGGCAAUGACACACAAUACCACAAAAGAGAUGGAGGUACCUCCACAUUUGCACCUUAAUUUCCUUAUUAGCAUAGCAUCCACAUACCUUCGUUCAUCAUUUAUAUUUCCGGAAUAGUUUUAAAGCCAGUCUAUAUACUUUGCACACAUCUUUGAUGAUUGAUGAGUUUCUUUCUCAACACAAUACGAUUUUUAUGGCUUUCUCAUGGUCAUAAAAAUUACAUUACAACCUUUUUGUAUUGUGUAGAUUAGCUGUUUCUAGAAUAGAAAUGUGGAGAAAGUCCCAGAAUCAAACAUACAAUUGCAAAUCAACACUUCUUUUUUUUCAAGGGGAAUAUAUAAUACGAAACAAAUACAAUUCAAAGUUAAGGAAUGAAAACAUCAACCAGGGCAAAAUAUGCUUCAAGGCACAAAACAUGAUUAACCCACUCAAAAUUGUAUGACUUUAUGUACUAAUGUCUGAGGCAAAAAACAAAAAACAAAAAAAAAAGUACAAAAACAGAAGUGGACAACCGCCUUGGCUUUCCACCGGUUUUUACACUAAAUACAGUUAUUUCCAAUAUGGUAUACACAAUAAAGAGAUGUCAUAUGGAAACAGAAAAAAACAAUGGCUAGAAGUUAAACUGUGCCUAUUAACUCUAUUUGACUCAAUAUAUUAGACAUUUUAAAACUAUGUAAAACUUUAAAACCUUUAUAUUGGCCUAUGAGAACAGUGCUUUUCUUAAGUUUUCUACAGCUUUGGGGUAAACAUAAGCAGUCAGUAAUAACAUAUUACAAAUCAUGGAAAAAUAGGUUUGUCUCAGUUUUAAGCUAAGAUUUGGUAUUGUAUGAUCAUCUUGUCAAGGCAUUUGAAAAACAAACCUUUAGUAUGUAGUUUUAACAUAGUCUAGAAAUCAAACAAUUUUGUUUCUCCAUCUGCACUUUUGAGAUGACAAACACUGAUGCUGUAUUUAGCCCAGCUUUAUCCAUCAUAACUUCCUAACAAACAUGCAAUAAUACCUUCUUGAAAUGGGGACAUUGUGGUAAAUGUUCUCCCUUGGUGAUCUAUGUAAGCAUCAUGUAAGCAUGGGUUUGUGGCAUUUAACUUGAGCUUUUGAAACAUGCUUGAUAAAAAAAAGUUAUAGUAAUAUAACCUCACAAAGGUCAACUCCAAAAAAGGAAGCAAAUAAAAUAAUCUCUAGCAAACAUGAACAUUAGACAUUUACAUAGAAUCAAGCAUGCCUUAUGUUUCAC